CAUGAACAUGUGAACAUGAACAUAAGAACAUGUACAUGAAUAUGAUGGUGAACACAAGUAACGACUUGCGAUCAAGUUUAGUUUGUUGUGCUGUUGUUGGAAACACUGCAAGGUAGGCCGGGAUGUUCGUUCAAACUUAAGAGAACGAGUGAAAACCAGUCGAAAGUCGACAGCUCCAACGAUCUUGCUAAGAAGAGCUCUGCCAGAGAUCGCUGCGUGUGCGGAGAGCCGAGUCGUCAGACAUGAAGAAGUUGAAAGUCACCAAGAUUCCUUCACGCAAGGAGCUCUCGGCCGCGUCUGCCCGGCAAGCUGCCCAUCAUGCGAGCGAAGAUGUCUUCUUGAGAGAGUGCUGGCAACGAAACUUGGAGCGUGAUGGCAUUCGCUUCAUCCCCGAACGAAAUUUUCGUCAGCCCAUCCCCUACAUCUCUAUCUCUGCAUCUUUCGAGGAUGUUGACCCCCCAGCUACAAGCUUCCAGGACCUCACCCCCAUGAUCACUAGAGUCGAUUCCCCAGGGUCUUACCUCAACCAGACUCUGCACCAGCUCACGUAUGGGAGCGGGAGGAACGAGACAUUCUCUGCGAUCAACGUGCUCAUAUCGCUAGUGGAGGGGGACAACGACAGGGCGAGGGCUGCCCGCAGGCAGGUAGCCAAGACACCUGCGGUCCUCGACGGAAUCUUCAGGUUUGCAAAGAUCUGCGAUCAGGAGCAGAAGACGCAGGUGUACAAGUGCCUGAGCCAACUCGCGCUGUACAACGAGAAGGUCAGCCUGCACAUCUUGUCCGACACUCACGGGAUUGCGGGCAUCAUCAAGGCCGCGGUGAGUUCGCCCAUGGCAGCGCAGGUGGAAAUCGCCCGGCUGUUCAAUAACCUUUGCGCGUAUGAGAGCACAGCUGAGGUGAUCGAGAAGAAUCAGAGCUUUCUAGAGGUGAUCAAGAGGUUCUGCUCUUCCCCCUCCUUCCUCGUCCGGUUCCGCGCCCUGUCCUCCGUCAACGCCCUCUCACGGUUCCGUUGCGCCCGCUCAACACUGCAGAGGACAAGGUUUCUGGAGGAGGCGGUGCUGGUGAUGAAUCUCGAAGGAGGAAGCAGCGAUCAGAGAGCCAUCUUCGAAUUCAUCCAGGCUUGCGCUACCCUGAACCUCCUGCCCUUGCAGGAUAGGAAGGGCUUCAAGGUUGAGAAGAACACCCUGGCGACAAGCCUCAGGUUGCUGAGCUACUCUCUUGCCCAGCGGCCGUUCUCAGGUAUCACCUUCCGUACGAUACAUCUCUUUCAAGCCAUCAACAACUUUCUGAGCAAUGAGGAGAACAAAAUCCUUCUGUUCCGGAUGGGGCUCGUGGAAAACCUGGUGGAGUACACGAGAGCAUGGAGCGAGGACCCGUCUCAGUCACUCAACGAUCAGCUUGAGGUGCUCGAGCUCGCGUUCCAGAUGAUCCUGACCAUGUCAAGUCUGCACGCCUGCAAGCUUCUGCUGCGCAGACAAAACUUCGGCACCCAGAUCGUGAGGUUUCUGACCUCGAAGCCCAGCGACAUCGUACUGCAGUACUGCAAGGGGCUGAUUGAAGAGCUCAAGUACAUGGAGAACGUACAGGACUUCCUCGUCCGGCCCAAGACCAGCAUGUCGUCGCACUCGACGAUGGGGGCGAGCCGGACGAUUCCAAGAAACACUUCCGGGCAGAGGCUUCGCACGGUACCGAUUGUGUCCACGUCGUUAAGGAGGGAAGCGUCUCUGAGUCCCUCGGUGAGGAGGAAGGGACAGUUCUCCCCGCUCAAAGUUGAGCCGUUCAAACGAGCACUCCGGAUAUCCUUGGUUGAGCAGGCGGUCAGGCGGUGGAAGGCGAUCCUGGCGGGACUGCAGGAAGAGUGCUUCAAGAACAAGAGAGAGGUCCCUUCCGAUGCCGUGUACCAACUCUUCACCUCCAACGACGUCCUCCCGAAUGAUCACGACUGGGAGCUCUUCCUGGAGGGAGUAGGAGCUGACCCUGUCAGGGGGUGCUCGCCAGCAGCUCUCCUACGCGCGUUCUGCACUGCGCUGGGUCAACCGCAGACGGGGCAGGGGAGCGACAUGCUCGUCGAUCAGGAGGAGGAAGUGCUGCAGGUCAUUCUCCUCAAGGACCUGUCGAGGUUCGAGAAGAAGAUCCAGGAGGGAUGCCAUUGGGUAGAGGAGGAGGACGUCACCGUCUCGGCCCUGGCGGACCGGCUGAGGGAGCUGGGGUGGGAGCUCAAUGAGGUUGGCAGGGAGAGCGUCAGGAUGGCGUGCAGCUCCGCUCACAGCAACUUGGUGGACGUGAGGAUGUUCCGUGAGACUCUGCAUGAGAUCGCUGCCGGGUUGAGGUCGAUGCCAGCGUACGAGGCCAUGGAGGAGAUUGGCUACGAGACGAGUCUGCACAAGUGGAUGAAGCAGAACCUGCCUCCUCCUCGCAAGAAAUCCCUCGCCCUGCAGACCAGGAGGGCCCAGAGCGACGGAGGGAGCCGUCUCCUUGCCAGCUUUUCAGCUUCUCUUGUCAACAGCACGGGCAACUUCACCAACUUGCCCUCGACGACAUCCGAUGUGUCCUUCUGACGACACCAACUUGAUGUAACCAGCUGGGUUGUAAUUACAUGUAGUCUACCUUGC
Guillardia theta CCMP2712 is the source of this 2612-nucleotide messenger RNA. RefSeq lists its product as hypothetical. The record is from RefSeq and is a predicted model, not a curated record. The coding region runs from base 243 to 2558 and encodes 771 amino acids. The transcript has a single exon. Lineage: Eukaryota; Cryptophyceae; Pyrenomonadales; Geminigeraceae.